Messenger RNA from Magnolia sinica, 3952 nucleotides. Its product is annotated as disease resistance protein At4g27190-like. NCBI's taxonomy places the organism in Eukaryota, Viridiplantae, Streptophyta, Magnoliopsida, Magnoliales, Magnoliaceae. The transcript has 3 exons. The record is from RefSeq and is a predicted model, not a curated record. The coding region runs from base 1564 to 3300 and encodes 578 amino acids.
GCUGUAAAUGGUUUGGUUUGCAAUUCCAAUAUAUUGAACCUCAGUUUGAAUGGACUGAAUGUAGUUUCUGAAUCCCAAUUGCGCAGAAAAAAGCUUUGUUCGCCAAAAGCGAGUCUCUGGCUAUUUCUAUAAUUUCUUAAUGAUUUGAUGUUAUUUUGAUUGUUGUUGUUUCUGUUGGAUAGGCAAUGGAAGUGUUGAGCUCAACAUUGGUGGAUAUUGGCAAGUAUCUGUGGAGACCUCUUAAGGCACAAGUGACCUGCCUUAUUCAUUUCCGUGACAACGUAAAGGAUUUGAAAGACAAGGUGGAAGAUCUGGUGGCGAAGAGAAAUGACAUACAAGAAAAGGUAAGAGCAGGAUGUUCUAGUGGAGAAAUAGCAACCCAAGAAGUCAUAUUGUGGCAGCAGCGGGCUUUUGACAUACUAGAAGAAGCACAAGGGAUACAGCAGAGAGUGGGAGAAAACAAGGAAUGUCUAUGUUGUCCGAAUCUAAGAUGGCGUUACCAUAUAAGCAAGCAGGCGAAAGAGAAGGCAGAGAUCAUUGCUAGGCACCGUGAUCAAGGGAAAUUUGAUACAUUGACGAUAGCCCUGCCUCCGCCGCCAGUCAUAAACCAGGAAGCUCCAUUGAUCAAAGGUCAAGCAUCGGCAGAAUUGGCUAUGAAGAAAGUCAUGGAUGCUUUACGCGAUGAAAAAAUCAAGAUAAUUGGUGUGUGGGGUAUGGGUGGUAUUGGUAAGACCACCCUUGUGAAAAAUGUGAACAAUCAGAUGCAGGGCAGGAAAGACUUCGACAGAGUCAUAAUGGUGACUAUUUCUAAAGAAUAUAAAGGGUCCAGGCUGAUAUCAUGAAGAGAUUGGGUCUUGUUUUAGAGGAUAAAGAUGAGUCCUCACGUGCAAUCGAACUCCGGGAAAAAUUAAUGCAAGAGAAGAGAUUCUUAAUAAUCUUGGACGAUUUAUGGCAGGCACUUGAUUUGGCUGAUGUGGGAAUUCCUUGUGUUAAUGAUAUGGUGGGUUGUAAGAUCAUAAUCACCACAAGAAGAGAGCUGGUUUGUAGAAAUAUGGAAACCCAGGUAAACAUCAAAGUAGACUUGCUCUCAAGUGGUGAAUCAUGGAAACUAUUCAAAGAGAAAGCAGGUGAUGUUGUUGAUCUUCCUACUGUGUAUACCACCGCAAAGGAGGUUCUUAAAGAAUGUGGUGGACUUCCUCUCGCUAUUAUAACACUGGGAAGGGCACUGAGAGGUGUAAGAAAUCCUGAGGUGUGGAACAAUGCAUUGUCACAGCUGAAAAAGUCUGCACCGAGUGACGUUGAAGGGAUGAGCAAGGUAUAUCAGUCAAUCAAAAUCAGUUAUGAGUGUUUACGACCUGAUUUGAGACCGGGCUUCUUGUUUUGCGGCUUGUUUCCUGAAGACUAUGAUAUUGAUGUGGAUAGGAUGAUCAGAUAUUGGAAGGGUGAAGGUUUUCUUGAAGAUGCUGGAAGUCUGGAGGAAACAAUAAACAGAGGGCAAUCUUGGGUUGAGGAACUCAAGCUUCUUCUUUGUUAUUAGAGAGUGAAACAGAAGGGUUUGUAAGGAUGCAUGAUGUAGCUAGGGAUGUUGCCAUUUUGAUUGCAUCAAAAGAAGAGGUGGGAUUCAAAUCUUUUGUGAGAGCUGGAGCUGAAUUGAAAGGUUUGCUACGAGGACUACAGUGGGAGGAAUACAUGAGGAUUUCUCUUAUGCGGAGCAGAAUUGAUGAACUGCCGGAAGGAAUAAUGCAUUGUCCAAACUUACUAACAUUGAUGAUGGCAGAAAAUAAGGAGCUGAGUGAAAUAAAAGGUUGGUUUUUUGAAGAAACAAAAGGUCUUCGGGUUCUUGAUCUAAGCAACACGGCUAUAACUAGGCUACCAAUCUCACUUUCGAACCUGUUGAAUUUACAGGUGCUUUGCCUGAGAUACUGCAGGUUUGGAAAAUUGGGUUGUCUGUCACCAGUUGGGGGAUUGAAGCAGCUUGAAUCCUUGGACCUUUCCUACAACGAUGACUUGUGUGAGUUGCCAGUUGAAUUGGGGGAAUUGAUAAAUCUAAGGAGCCUGAACUUGACAUAUACUAGUAGUCUAGCAAUUGUACCGCAUGGCAUCAUAUCAAGGUUGGCUCACUUGGAAGAAUUGAAGAUGUUGGGGAGCUUCAGCAAGUGGGAGGUUGGAGUAAAGGAAGAAGAAGCAAGAAGCAGCAGCAACUGUACCUUGGCAGAGGUGGCAUCCUUAGCAGAGUUAUCCUGUUUAUGCCUCCACAUUGCCGAUUUGGACCGUUUUCCACAGGACUAUGCUCGGCUUAAAAGCUUGGAAAAAUUGAAGAAAUUUCAUUUAUAUAUAUACCAGUCAGAGUAUGAAAUGUACGCUUACACACUAAGUCUUGGCUUCACCAGCGAUUCAUUCAGAAGAACUGUGCUGAUUGGUUGCAUUCCUAUUACAAGAUGGGUUAAUAUGAUUUUACAGCAGACUACACAAAUAGCAUUAUUUCAUUCCAAGGGACUAAGAACACUCGAUGAGUUUGGAAAUUUACCAAGUGUGCAAAAAAUCCACCUCUUCUACUGCAAUGACAUGGAAUGUGUUUUCAGUGCAAGGGAGGCCCCAGCAACAUGGCUCAAGAACCAUGUAGUCCAUUCCACUUCAUUCCCAAGAAUGGAGAAUUUAACUAGACUCCUGGUGAGGGAAUGUGAUCGAGUAGAGCACGUGUUUGCUGGUACCCAAUCAAUGUUGCAAGAUGAUGUGCUCCCCCGGCUCCAAUCCUUGUCUUUUGAGAAUCUGAAAAACAUGAGAAGCAUUUGGGCAAUGGGGUUAGUGGGAACGUUCAAGAACCUGGCUCACUUGGACUUUCAAUGUUGCACUGUCUUGAAGAAGAAUGCUUUAUCAUCUGAGCAGAUAAAGGGGGGCCUCCCUAAUCUUGUGGAGCUCAGUGUAGGUAGUUGCUAUGAAAUAGAGGAGAUAAUAUCAGAUGUGGCUGAUAAUGAGGGUCUCCUACCUAAACUCAGAGAGUUGAGAUUAUACAAGCUACCGGAAUUGGUGCGAAUCUGUGGAGGAAAUGGAGAACUCCCACUCCCACAACUGGACUGGCAUUCAUUACAAGAAAUCAGUGUGCAUAAAUGUCCUAAGCUUAACAAGUUGCUGCCACUGCAAAGGGGUGCGCAAGGUGCUCCAUCGCUGCGAGAAGUUAGGGGAGAAAAGGAGUGGUGGGAGACAUUGGAUUGGGAUGAAGAUGACGAUAUCAAGGCCUAUUUCCAGCCUUUUUUUAUAGAAGAAAGAGCGCAAUGGGAUUCAUUCGGGGAAGCAACCUAGAGAUUCAAUUAAUUUUGUCCAAUUUCUUCCAGCUAUUUACUGGCCUUGUUUCCUACAUUCAGCUAUUCGCAUCAAUGUCCUUCAUCAGCCCACUUUGAUCAGCAUGCAUGUCUGCACUCCAACUUGCUAUAUGGAGAAGUCCCUACACGCUUACUCUUGCUAACAAACAGCAAGUCCACAUGCUGCAAAAAAUCCGAGCAAUCCGUAAUAGGUCAGCUACAUUGUUAAAAAAAGAAAAGAAAAGGUGAGGAAAAAAAAGAAAAAAAGAAAAAAAAGAAAAAGAAUGAAAAAAAAUGAAAAAGAACAAAAAAAUGAAGAAAAACCUACAUUAUAUCUUCUUGCCUGUUCUAGUAAAAGACAUUGAUGGAGAGAAGAAAGUUUGUUUUUAUUACAUAUUAUUUUACCUGCCUGAGUGAAAAUGACUGAUAUUUUAGCCAUGUAUCUAAUCAUUGCCGUCUACCUGAUUUGGCACACGUGCACUGUAUUGGCAUGUGUGGAUGCUUGUGGAUUGGCAGGGAUCCACAUGCGUGUGAGCUUAGCAAACCCCAUCCUAUUAAUUUCUGUUGUGAUUUUGCUUUUAUUUUCUUUUCUUUGAGCUGUAAUAUGAUUGUAUCUUAGAUAAGCUAAUGCACCUCUAUUGUGAGUUACUUCC